Messenger RNA from Uloborus diversus, 1626 nucleotides. RefSeq lists its product as uncharacterized. NCBI's taxonomy places the organism in Eukaryota, Metazoa, Arthropoda, Arachnida, Araneae, Uloboridae. Gene Ontology annotation, molecular function: nucleic acid binding. The record is from RefSeq and is a predicted model, not a curated record. The transcript has a single exon. Bases 1 to 1626 code for a protein of 541 amino acids.
AUGUCAAUUUUGGACCAGCCCAAGAUAUGUUCUUCUUUGCCUCGCAUACGUGACCCAGAUUUAGAACAAGAAUUAAAACGUCGAGGAAUUGAACUAACAGACAUAGGUCCAGAAACUCCUCCUAUUGACAUGCUCAUCGGUGCUGACUUUCUGGGAGGAAUAUUAACAGGAAGAAUAGAAGUUCUGCCAUCUGGUAUAACAGCCGUAGAAACGAAACUCGGAUGGAGUGUUUUAGGUCCAGGAAAGAAGAGCAGCAUAAAUAUGGUAUCGCUGUGUAUGCAUCACUCAGAGAUACACAAAAUUUGGGACUUAGAAUCUUUGGGUAUAACAGAUCCCUCUGAGAGGAAAACAACUAAGGAGCUAGAUGAAGAAACGGUCACAUAUUUUCAAGAGACAAUUCGGAAAACUGGCAACAGGUAUGAGGUGGCUCUUCCAUGGCUAGCAGGACAUCCUCACUUGUAUGAUGGAUACGACCAGGCAGAAGCAAGACUUCGCACCGUUACUAAGCGUCUUUUGAAAGACAAUUACUACGAACUGUAUGAUGGUGUCUUACAGCAGUGGAAGAAUGAUAACAUCAUAGAGGAGGUGACAGAAGCUGAAAUGUCAAGUUCAAAGGCUUGUCAUUAUUUGCCACAUCAUCCAGUCGUUAAAUCAUCAAGCGCUACCACGAAGGUCAGGCCAGUCUUUGACGCUUCAUGCAAACGCCCCGGAUAUGCCUCCUUAAAUGACUGUCUUAGUACAGGACCAAGUUUAUUAAGUGAAAUCCCUCGCCUCAUAAGUAAAUUUCGUUGUGGUGCCAUUGGAGUAAUUGCAGACAUUAAACAAGCAUUUCUUCAACUCUCUUUAGCUGCCAAAGAUAGAGACUACCUAAGAUUCCUUUGGUGGGAGAGAAUGGUACGUAGCAUUAAACAAAUUUUACGAAAGUGCUUGGGAAAGGCUUGCGUGACAUACGAAGAGAUGCUCACGGUGUUGUGCGAAGCAGAAAGUGUCAUUAAUGAGAGACCACUCACCUAUAUCUCGGACGAUCCGAAUGAAAUGACACCUGUAACUCCAGCUCAUUUCAUACAAGACAUAAGAGGAUCAGAAACACAUGACUUGGACAUCCUUGACUCCCAGCAUUUAUUAAAAAGAGUGCGUUAUGUACAAAGUUUGCGCGAUAAUUUUCGAAAACGUUUCCAGAGGGAAUAUUUAGGUGAACUUGUACGUAAUCCAAAAUCUAGAUCAAAACAGCAGGAAAUUUCGGUGGGAGAAAUAGUUCUCAUAGGAUGUGAGGACACUAAGAGAUUGAACUGGCCAUUAGGUCGUGUUGUUGAACUGUAUCCUGGCAGGGAUGGUAUCCAAAGAAUUGCCAAACUACGAGUUGCUAAUGGCUACCUCGUUAGACCUUUGCAGAGGCUGUAUCCUCUCGAAAUGUCAAUCAGUGAUUUGCCAUCAGACCUAGCAGCAAAUGGGAAGGAGGUGGCAGCUAAUAUCGAUUCUGGAUACUUGGAGUCCACAACAGUUCCUAUUCCAAAAACCCUCAACCCUGACGCUGAGAUUUUCAUUCCCAUGACCGAGGUACCUCAGCCAGUGAAACAAACCCGCAGUGGUCGACGAAUAGUCCCUCCACAACGUUUGGACUUGUAG